This is a messenger RNA of Boleophthalmus pectinirostris (great blue-spotted mudskipper), 4375 nucleotides long. Its product is annotated as hyccin 2. Gene Ontology annotation, biological process: protein localization to plasma membrane; phosphatidylinositol phosphate biosynthetic process. The record is from RefSeq and is a predicted model, not a curated record. Gene Ontology annotation, cellular component: plasma membrane. Lineage: Eukaryota; Metazoa; Chordata; Actinopteri; Gobiiformes; Gobiidae.
CGUGCGGAGCCGUGCGGAGACGUGCGGAGCCGCGCAGCACACGGCGGGCGGGCGCACGGAGGAGGACCACGGCGCUGCAGCUCCAGAGGAACCUGCGCGACCUGCGUGACCGCUCCGCUCCUUCACCCCCGGAUCACCUCCUACCGGCGCCGCGCAGCCAGCUCCAGCUCCAGGCCCGGGACGCGCUCUGCGGCUCGGGGAGGCGCAGUGUCCGCGGCGGAGCGUCCAGACUGAAUGUCCCAGACGUGCUCCCGGCUGGUCCCCGUUCACCCGCGAGGCCCGAGGAUGGAGACUGAAGCCGACUGAUACCGUCUGCGCCGAGAGGUGAAGCUGAGACAGAUGUGUGCCGGAGUGGAGAGUCCUGGGCCCCUCCCACUGGAGAUCUGACUUCUGACCCUGAGGCCACCAGGGGGCGUCUCUGUGGAAGAUGCUGGGUUCGGAGCGUGGGGUGGUGGAAGAAUGGCUCUCAGAAUUCAAGUCUCUUCCAGAGACUCAAGUCUCCAGUUACGCGUCCGGCCUCCAACACAAGAAAACCCUGGUGCCGGCGAUUUACAGAGUCAUACAAGACCCCAACAACGAGCUGUUGGAGCCCGUGUGUCACCAGCUGUUCGAGUUGUACCGCAGCUCGGAGGAACAUCUGCGUCGCUUCACUCUGCAGUUCCUCCCCGAGCUGGUGUGGGUGUACCUCCGGCUCACGGCCAGCAGGGACCGCCAGAGCAACGGCUGCAUCGAGGCCCUGCUCCUGGGCAUCUACAACCUGGAGAUCGUGGACAAAGAUGGAAACAGCAGACUCCUGUCCUUCACCAUCCCCUCUCUGUCCAAACCCUCCAUUUACCAUGAGCCGUCCAGCCUGGGCUCCAUGGCUCUGACAGAGGGGGCGCUGUGUCAACACGACCUGAUCCGAGUGGUGUACAGCGGCCUGCACCCGCAGAGGGAGACCUUCACCGCUCAGAACAGAUUUGAAGUGCUGUGCUUCCUGAUGCUGUGUUAUAACUCUGCCGUGGUCUACAUGCCCCUCUCCUCGUACCAGUCUGUCUGCAGGAUGAGCUCACGGCUGAGUGUGUGUGGCUUCCCUCGGCAGCAGCAGAAGCUCUGGAGGGAGCCGUGUAACCGAGUCCUGCUCGACCCGGAGUUCAUGGUGCAGAUGCUCACCGCCGUCUAUCACUCCAUAUAUAACGGAGAGUGGGAGAUGGGACGAGAGGCUCUGGAGGACAUCCUGUACAGAGCUCAGCUGGAGCUCUACUCACAGCCUCUGCUGCUGGGGAACGCCAUGAAGAGCUCCCUCCCGGACAGCGCCCCGGACGACCCGCGGGGGCGUAAGGUCCUGCAGGUGGAGGUGACCCCGACCGUCAGCCGCAUCUCCAUCUCCGCCAUCACCACCGCCUCCAUACGGCGCCACCGCUGGAAGAGAGAGGAGGCCGACGGGAUGAGCGGUGGAGAAGACUCCUUCAACAUAAACGACCCAGACGAGGGCUUCUCCUCCGGGGCGUCCAACAGCAGCCAGCCCAGCGCCACCAAGUCCAGCUCCAGAGCCGCUCAGAAGGGGAGCAGCAGCUUCAAGAAGGCCAUCAGCGCCCGACUGACCCGCGACAAGGAGCGAGACCACGACAAGGACAGAGAGAAGGAGCGGGAGAAGGAGCGGGAGAAGGAGGAGCGGGAGAAGGAGAGGGAGAAGGAGAGGGAGCGGGAGAAGGAGGAGUCCGCUCAGAGGAGACACCAGAGGCUGCAGACCCCUCCCGGCAGCAUCGACGUGGACACCAUCCAGCUGAGCCCCAUCAAAAAGCACCUGAGCUUCCCCGCGGGGCUGGUACGGACGGGCAGCACCUCCUCCAGUAAGUCCUUCGACUGCAUGAGCCUCAAGCUGAACGGAGGAGCGGAGGAGCGCGGGCAGGCGGCCGGGGGCUCCGACAGGGACGUGGGCUUAGCCAGCGGAGGCUCCCACCGUCAUUCCACCGUCAGCCUGCAGGAGGAGCACCUGGGCCGGCCCGAGGACCAGGAACUGCUGUCCCCCGGGGCCCCUCUGACCAAACAGUCCCGCUCCCCCAGCUUCAACAUGCAGAUCAUAUCACAGGUCUGAGGAUUUCUGAGAAGAUCUAAGAAGCUCUGAGGGAGCAGGGAUGCACUCACCAGACUGGACUGUAACCCACAGGCUCCUCGGUCAUAACCAAGUCCACACAUAUACAGUCCACACUAAGGAGACGUCAUUCUGUUUAGUUUGUAGUUUUGUAAUCACCAAACUUUUUGUUUGUUUGUUUGUUUUUCUGCUCCUUCUUAGCACUAAAAACAUGUGAUUUAAAUUUUCCCAGGAUUGUUACGUCAUAGGUAAAAAAAAAAAACAAAAAAAACUUCUGAGGACUCCUGCGCAGAUUUAGUCCAAAAAUCUAAAUCUGUGCAUUUUCUACGUGAAAUGGCGUUCACUACAACUGCAUGCUUGUGUCAGCAUGUCAGAAACGUUACUAACUCUAGUUGUCGCACUUAUUUAACAGUAAUUAAUACCCAAAUAGGUUUUAUACGGACUACAAAGCUGUUUAAAAGCCUCCAGUGAAGACGAACAUAAAACAUUUUACGCAAAACAACUUUCGAUCAAAUGUUAGUUCUCUUCUUUUCUUUUCUUUACUUCUCCGUCAAAAUGAAUGAGCAGGAAAAAUACAUUAAGAACCAAAAAAAAGUGAACUUACUCUGAAUAUUUGACCUGAAUAUUCACCCAUUUACCGUAAAUUCCGGACUAUAAGCCGCUACUUUUUUUCCUCACACUUUGAACCCUGUGACGAAUAAAACGAUACGGCGAAUAUACGGACUUAUUCUUUGUUUGGCACAUUGUCCGUUCAUAUUUACGGUCUACGCGCGGCGCAGAAAACGUCGCUGUCUGUGCUUCAAUAGUUUAUCUCUGUGUGAGAAAAUAAGUUCUGAUGGUAAAUGAACAUGGGUGAGGGGGACACGUUUCACCCGCGUGCGUAAAGGACGAGAAGUAACAUCUCAAACUUCAGUAGCCACACGUCCACCCGCACCUGUCCCCGCCCCCGAGAGGGUCUGAAAUCUGCUGAAAUCCUCUGAGACUCUGACACGACGCCAGACAGAACAGAGACUCUUUCUGCAGGAGACAUGAGCAGUAGAGCGCGAGGAGAGAGGAGAAAAGAAAGAUGCUCGUUUGAUUGUGUUUUGAACAGUUAUUUUGCGCUUCACACACACACACGCUUCACAUAAAAACACACGAAGAAAUGCAGAUGACGCAGAUUUUAAAUUUAAGACGACUGACGUGUCCGUGGAAGAAGGAAACAGAGCUGCUGCUGCACGACGGUGAGGUUUUGGCGACGGCAGCGUGAGGAACGAGCCCGGCUGGCGUCACCUUGUGCCUCCGCUCAGUUUCAUUUCUCUCCAGCGACUAGAUCAGGAAUCAGAAAACACUAGACCAGCGGUGUCCAAACCUUUUUUCAUCAAGGGCCACAAAUCUGAACCCAGACGAAGCAGAGAGUCGAUCGAGGGUCGUAGCCUGGAGCUAAAUACAGUGAAUAAUUUAUCACAUUAGAAUGAGCCUCAGUCUUUAUUUAUGCUAAGAUCCUUAAAACCACAAACUAAAUAUUUAAUGCUGGCUUUAUCAAGGUAAAUUUAAAAAAAAGAAGUAAAUUUUUCAUUGAUGCAAUGUAAUUUGGGCCAAUUCUCCUGGAAGCGUGAGGGUCAAGAAAAAAUUGUCCGAGGGCCGCAUUUGGACCACGGGCCAUAGUUUGGACAUGCCUGCACUAGACGAUUCGCAAAAACCCCAGAAGUGCGAGUUCGGGCACCGAGGAUAUAAAGUCGGAACAAAGAGAAUGUUUGGUGAAUUUUAUCAAGAGGAAAGACGUUAUUGUCCUUCUUCCUACGGGAUUUGCAUACGUGACGACCAAAUAGCAGCGACUGGUUAAAUGACUGUCUGAUUGUGUUUAAAAAAAAAACGUAGAGCGAACAAAUUUUAACACUGCGAGGUCACACGGUUUCUACGAAGUGAAACCGGCUGAUAAAUCGAACUGACUCAACGCAAAACGACGACAAAAGCAGACGGUUCAAAGUUGAAAACGUGGACACCUGCGGCUUAUAUUCCGCUGCGACCGAUUAAUGGACAGUUUUUUUAUUUAGUUCAUAUUUAUUUAUAUUCAGGUGCGCUCGAUAGUCCGGAAAUUACGGUAAAAUCAAAAUCUGGAGGCUGUUCAAAUCCCCAAAAUCCGCAGAACGUUCUCACCUUAAACCCCUGUAUAUGUGUGGACUUGUUUUACUUCGUGGGUCCUUUUAAAGCCAUUCUAAGUUGUGACGGUCGACCCUUUUCCCCCGUAAACCUAAACCGACCCCGGACCGGCCCCGGACCGGCCCCGGACCGACCCCGGACCGACCCCGGACCGGCCCC